UGAAAUUCGAAACAGUCGCACUCCUCUCUGCUCUGCAGAUCUCGGUCGUACAGGCUCACAAAGCCGCCCGCCAUGCUCAUUUCAAACGCCAGGGCACGACGACGCCUCCACCAUUGGAUACCAGCACUGAUAUCCCACCCUUGGCCAGCAUCAGCCUAGGAAUGCCAACCAAGGUGCCUCCUGCCUUCACCGCAACCUUUGCUGGGGGCGCGACUGGGCCCAUUUCAGGAGCACCCCCUCUUCCGACUUUGGGUCCUGGUGCCUUGAGCGCGUGGCCCACUCAAGACAGGAUCCCCCCCGUCGGCUCCCCCCAAGUCAGGGAAUGGAUGAAGGAAUUGGAAGGCUUCCACAUCCCUGAUCUCCGACCAACCCUAGAUUCGACUUGUGGAGGAGACCCAGAGGCCGCUGCAGAUGCUGCGAACCGUGGGUGGUGGACGUGUGGUGGGCACACGCGGAGCUCUGGUAUCGUCGCGUGCCCUAACAAGCUUGACUGGGGUUUGAGGUUCGACGACGGUCCUUCUCCAUACAGCCCGAACCUCCUGGCGAAGCUCAAGGAGGAAGAUAUCCAAGCUACUUUCUUCGUCGUCGGAUCUCGUGUCAUCGAGCGCCCCAACAUGCUCAUCCAGGAGUACAUGGAUGGGCAUGAAAUCAGUAUUCACACCUGGUCGCACAACGCCUUGACAACGUUGACGAACGAGCAAAUUGUAGCCGAGUUGGGCUGGACUCGUCUGGCUAUCCAAACCGUCCUUGGCGUUACCCCCAUUACUAUGCGUCCACCUAAGGGUGAUAUUGGUGAUCGUGUUCGUGCCAUCUCGCUGGCGAUGGGCUUGAUUCCUAUCCUCUGGACUUCGACUCCGGAUGGCGGCAAGUUUGACUCCUUCGGUUGGAGGGUUGCUGGUGGAGAAAUCGAGGGACCUGAGUCUGUCGCUGCUUUUGAGACCAUCAUGGCCAAUGGUACCAACUUCCCUACUGGGUUCGUCACCCUCCAACACGAUCUGUUCGAGAUCACCGUCAAUCUUGCUGUUGGAUACACUUUGGAUAUGGCUGUCAACCACGAGCCCAAGUUUGACGUGCAACCCGUUGGCGAAUGCAUGGGCCUCGGGGACGGCGGUGUCUAUCGCGAAACGACCAAAAACACCACUUUCCCGUAUAGGAACAACACUGGCCUCGACAUCAAUGGGGAUGGUACGCCUGAUAUUCUCGUCAACACUGGUACCGGCACUGGCGCUGGUUUCACGAUCAGGGUUCCGUUCUGGAGCUCGUUGACUGUGGUCGCACUGGCUACUGCCAGCCUCUUCCUGUGAU
This is a messenger RNA of Cyclocybe aegerita, 1305 nucleotides long. Lineage: Eukaryota; Fungi; Basidiomycota; Agaricomycetes; Agaricales; Hemipholiotaceae. The record is from the annotation of a GenBank genome assembly.